Saimiri boliviensis boliviensis (Bolivian squirrel monkey) is the source of this 423-nucleotide messenger RNA. The record is from RefSeq and is a predicted model, not a curated record. Lineage: Eukaryota; Metazoa; Chordata; Mammalia; Primates; Cebidae.
AUGGCCAAGAUAAAGGCUCGAGACCUUUGCGGGGAGGAGGAGCUGCGGAAACAGCUGGACGACCUGAAAGUGGAGCUGUCCCAGCUGCGCGUCGCCAAAGGGACAGGCAGCGCGGCCUCCAAGCUCGCUAAGAGCCGAGUCGCCCGCAAAUCUAUUGCCCGUGUUCUCACAGUUAUUAACCAGACUCAGAAAGAAAACCUCAGGACCUUCUGCAAGCGCAAGAAGUACAAGCCCCUGGACCUGCGGCCGAAGAAGACACGCACCAUGCGCCCCCGGCUCAACGAGCACGAAGAGAAUCUGAAGACCAAGAAUAGCAGCGGAAGGACGCGGUCAAGGCCUGAGUGGCGCGCUGUAGCUGUGAUGACCAAGAGGAUUGAAAUUCUGCUACCACUGGCUUCAUGGAACCUGGUUCUAAGAUACUAG